GCCUUACUGUGUGGUUGUGUGAAUGCCUUGGGAAAGUGGUCACUAAUGUACUGAACACCAUUAUUUUUUAGAAAUGUUGUGUGGUUCUGAAAAUGAAACAAGAAAAGCCAUCAGGCAAACUCAAGUAGUGUGUGUGUGUGUGAGCGUGUGUGUGUGUGUGCGUUCCUCAAAUAUUUCUUCCUAUGUUAUCCUGAUUGAUACCUGGCAACUUUGCCAAGAAUGCAGAAAUGGGCAACUUGUUUUAUAUUCGACACAUCAUUGUCCCAUGUCACCCCUCAACCCAAGCCCUCAUUGCUGAAUGACACUUGGGCAUUGACACAGUUUACAAAUGGGCGUGGCUUAAGUACUGUUCCCCAAGGAAGUCCGCCACACUAGUUUACAUGACCAGCAGGAGUGUGGGGGUUGUGUUUUGAUCCAGAGGUGAUGACCUUUUCAUGCCUUGCAGGUGUGUGUCAGCCAAUGGUGAUGAUGGAAGUAAUGUAGGUCAUGGCAGACAUUUUGAUUAGUGUUUGGAAACACUGACCAGGUCAGAGGACGAUUCACUUGAUCACUGAGUAGAUGGAAGCAAGCGGUAAUCUCUUGAGGUGGAAGUUUAGCUCCUGGUGACAUUUGUUUUCUCGUGUCCUGACCAGCCACCACCACCAGCAGACCGUGUGUGGGCAGCUGGAGAGAAGCAGACUUCUAGAGGAGGAAAAUGAGUGAACUGGACCAGUUACGCCAGGAGGCUGAGCAGCUCAAGAACCAGAUCCGAGAUGCCAGGAAGGCCUGUGCCGACGCUACGCUCUCACAGAUCACUGCCAACAUUGACCCUGUUGGGAGGAUUCAGAUGCGUACAAGACGAACAUUGAGAGGCCAUCUUGCAAAGAUAUAUGCCAUGCACUGGGGCACUGACUCCAGGCUCCUGGUCAGUGCCUCUCAAGAUGGCAAGCUCAUCAUCUGGGACAGUUACACCACAAAUAAGGUCCACGCCAUUCCGCUGCGCUCGUCCUGGGUGAUGACCUGUGCCUACGCGCCCUCAGGAAACUACGUGGCCUGCGGUGGCCUGGACAACAUCUGCUCCAUCUACAGCCUGAAGACCCGCGAGGGCAACGUGCGCGUCAGCCGCGAGCUGGCCGGACACACGGGCUACCUGUCCUGCUGCCGUUUCCUGGAUGACAACCAGAUUGUGACCAGCUCUGGCGACACCACCUGUGCUCUGUGGGACAUUGAGACUGGCCAGCAGACCACCACCUUCGCGGGGCACACCGGCGACGUGAUGAGCCUGUCCCUGGCCCCAGACGCCCGGAUAUUCGUGUCGGGCGCGUGCGACGCCUCGGCCAAGCUCUGGGACGUGCGAGAGGGCAUGUGCCGGCAGACCUUCACCGGCCACGAGUCUGACAUCAACGCCAUCUGCUUUUUCCCCAACGGCAACGCGUUUGCCACCGGCUCGGAUGACGCCACCUGCCGACUAUUUGAUCUGCGCGCCGACCAGGAGCUGAUGGUCUACUCGCACGACAACAUCAUCUGCGGCAUCACGUCCGUGGCCUUCUCCAAGAGCGGCCGCCUGCUGCUGGCCGGCUACGACGACUUCAACUGCAACGUCUGGGACACCCUGAAAGCCGACCGCGCCGGCGUGCUGGCCGGCCAUGACAACCGCGUGAGCUGCCUGGGCGUGACCGACGACGGCAUGGCCGUGGCCACAGGCUCCUGGGACAGCUUCCUCAAGAUCUGGAACUGAGGACGCCUGCUGCUCCCCCCCACGCCGCGGCAGAGAUAGUAAGAUGUCAUUUAAACUCCAAAGUUGACUGGAAGAUCAUUCCAACUUUAGAAUGUUCAAUUUCACAGCAUCUUCUCGAGAACACCGAAAAAAAAGAAAAAGGAAAAAAAAAACAACAAAAAACAAGAACUGACUCGAACACAACAGCAGCAACAACAACAGAAACUUGUAAGGGAAACCGAUGCCUUUCCUACACAAAGAAGAGCACAAUUUGUUUGAUCACCCAGCUUAACGUGCGAACGAAGACUUCCCGUGCUAUCAGUUUUGAGUAACUGUGCAUUCCUUUUAUGGACCAUUCAAUUUCACCCCUCAUCCCACGCUUAGCUAUCAUGUGUCUAGAAAGCAAAAUGUUGGAGUGUAAUUGUACAAAUUAUUUAACUUUUUUUGUGAAAAAGCUCAUUUCUCAAACGUAUGAUUUAUAGUAGUAAUUUUUGUCAUAUUUCCUCUCUUUAGAUAUGUUCCGAAACUAGCAUUUCUUUUAAUCCAAUUAAAUUGUAUGAGAAAGAUGAAACACACAAAAAAACACAAAAGACAAAAAAAAGUAAUAUUAAUGCUGAAGCUUGAAAAAAAGAGAGUGCACGAGCAGCUUUUCAAAGAAUGCCAAUCAUGUAUCUAUGGUGCAUUUACGAGUGUGUGCAACAUUCAUAAACAUGCCCCCUCCCCACCUCUCAGUCACCAUCCUCUGAUUCAGGCCAAAAAAAGAAGGAAAGAAAGUAAGAAAGAAAAGGUCAAAGGUGACCGAAUCACUAUGUAAAGCUUCUGUUGUCCGCCAUCUCUCUCUCCAACCAUUGCCGAUGGUUAUAAAUGUACAGCCUUAGCUUUUUAAAGACGUGAUCAUCUGUGCAUUAGUUUUAAUCAGAGUGGGUAUACAAAAAAGAAUCUCAUUUACGAAUACAGAGCGAAACGCCAUAUCUUUUGAAUAUUUUUACUGUUUCCAAGUCUCGCGGUACUCUCGGUUAGUCGAUUCUGAAAUGACCUCCUGUAAAUAUGAGUAUCGGACUUGCACGCAAACACAGCGUUGUACUCGAGCUGUUUCCUUUCCUGUCUUGUCACCGCUUUGUUUGCACAAUAAAGAAACUUGACUAACGUUGCAAGCGUUACUAACCAAGCACAUGUUUUAUCACAUUUGAAAAUGCGCAUUUUAACUAUAAAAAAAGAGAAAAGACAUCAAAAUGAUUUUUAAAACUCUCUUUCUUUCCAAUUCAUUGGGUGAUGUAGCGAAAAGGAUUAUGUUAUGACCUCCCUUUCUGAUAGAUUUUGUAUUUGUUGAAAAUUUUUGAGGGUUAUGGCUGAAAAAACUGGGAACACUGUAGUGUGGGUUUUAGAUUUGAUUUUGUCCUUCCUUUCCUCUUUUCCAUUUCUUUUCUUCCUUUUCUAUUUCUUUGUCACUCCCUUUGACACUCACCCAUUUCCCCAACGAUGGCUUAACAAGAGAGGGCCCUUCCUGUGCUUGGAAAUGCAGUUUCUAUUCUGUGAAUGAAAUGUUGUACAAAUCAAUGUCUGAAAAUAAUGAUACUGAAAAAUUUUAAGUUAAAGCGUAUAAGCGUUCUUUUCUUGUUUGAAUCUGCCAUGAGUUGAACUUAUAGUCGCAUGCUGUACAAUUGCUUCAAAGAAAAAGAAAAAAAAGGUGCAUACGGUUUGUCGUACAUCUAAUGUUCAUUCGAGAUAAUGUAUUAACCCUCGAAUCAGUCAUAGCAUAAUCUCGAAUGGUUUGGCUUCUGCGUACACACUUUCCUUCUCCUGGCAAUGCUAUGCACCUGAGUGAGGGGGGAGAGAGCCUUUUACACACUCUAAGUACAAACUUAAUGAUUAGAAAAUAAAGGGUUUUUUUGUUUUGUUUAUUUGUUACUUUCUCCUUUUUUUAAAAAGAAAAUAAAGACGGGGUCCGAGUAAGGAUCUGUGUCCAGAGUUCAAGUAAAAUAUAUUCAUCACAACCCACCUCCUCCCCCUACCACCAAUUCACUCAGACAACUUUUCUAUUUGAACAUGGGGUAAAAUUGCUAAAUUUUGGGGGGGGGGGGGGGGGGGGCGUUUUUUUUUUUUUGUUUAUGGAGGGGGCGGGUGGGAGCAAAAGACAAGGAUUUCAUGUGACUUUCUUUAUUUGGGGUUGGCAUCUGAAUGGCAGAUUUUCCUUUUUCCCACUGUAAACAGAUGCACUUUCUUUGAUAGUUGUGACUUUUUUUAAUUGUUUUAUUUCUCUGCGAUAAUGUACAAUAAAUGUGAUGUAUUUGUGUGUGCUGCCAUUGGUUAAAAAAAAAGAAAAAAAAAAGUUAAACUGCAGUUGAAAUACAGAUUCCCCUUUUUUCUCUCCAUUAUUAACCUGUAGACCUCCGCAUCCUUCUGGAACCCUAUACUCUCACCUUUUGUAUUUAAUUUCAGUCUGUCGGUGUACAACAGAGAGAUGGAUGCAAGAUAGAUACUAUAUUAAAAUGUACUGUUAUUUAAAAUGUAAUAAAGAGGUUUGAAAUGUCA
Molecule: messenger RNA, 4228 nt
Organism: Engraulis encrasicolus (European anchovy)
Lineage: Eukaryota; Metazoa; Chordata; Actinopteri; Clupeiformes; Engraulidae
Gene: gnb1b
Product: guanine nucleotide binding protein (G protein), beta polypeptide 1b
Exons: 11
Coding region: 695-1717 (340 amino acids)
Biological process (GO): G protein-coupled receptor signaling pathway
Cellular component (GO): cytoplasm; heterotrimeric G-protein complex
Molecular function (GO): protein binding; signaling receptor complex adaptor activity
Source: RefSeq, a predicted model, not a curated record